GGAAGGAGAAUUUUGUUAGGGCUUAGCGCUAAAGAAGAAUUGGGCCAGACUGUAAGAAAAGUUGGUUCAGAAGCACGGGGAAGAAGGUGAAAGCAAAAGCCUUUCUUCUCUCCAAACUGGGUUUCUCUGAAUCGAUUGAGAACGACACCGAGAAACAAUGGCGUCAUCGUCGAGCAGUGGCUUAACCUUCAAACUCCACCCGCUAGUUAUACUCAACAUAUCGGAUCACUACACCCGGGUCAAGUCCCAGUCCCAACCUCCACCUCCCCACUCCGCCCCCAACGGCGCCGAACCCUCCUCCCCCGCUGCUACUGCCUCCGCUCCGCCUAGGGUUUUCGGAUGCGUCAUCGGCGUUCAGCGAGGCCGCACCGUUGAGAUCUUCAACAGCUUCGAGCUUCUCUAUGAUCCCGUUACUCACUCUCUCGACCGUGGCUUCCUCGAAAAGAAACAAGAGCUUUAUAAGAAGGUGUUUCCCAACUUUUACAUACUGGGAUGGUACUCAACUGGGAGUGACGCUCAGGAAUCAGAUAUGCACAUUCACAAAGCUCUGAUGGAUAUCAAUGAAAGCCCAUUAUAUGUUCUUCUUAACCCCUCUAUCAAUCAUGCACAGAAGGAUUUGCCUGUCACUAUAUAUGAAAGUGAGCUGCAUGUGAUUGAUGGGAUCCCACAGCUUAUUUUUGUCCAUGCAAGCUACACUAUUGAGACGGUUGAAGCUGAACGAAUUUCUGUGGAUCAUGUUGCACAUCUUAAACCCUCGGAUGGAGGUUCUGCUGCUACUCAAUUGGCUGCUCAUCUUACUGGCAUACAUAGUGCUAUCAAAAUGCUAAAUAGUAGAAUCAGAGUGCUUCACCACUAUCUUCUUGCUAUGCAAAAAGGUGAAAUUCCUUCUGAGAAUUCAUUGCUAAGGCAGGUCUCUAGUCUCUUGAGAAGAUUACCAGCAAUAGAAUCGGAGAAAUUCCAAGAUGAUUUCUUGAUGGAAUAUAAUGAUACCUUAUUAGUGUCUUACCUGGCCAUGUUCACCAACUGCUCAAGCACAAUGAAUGAGCUGGUUGACAAAUUCAACACUGCAUACGAUAGGCACAGCAGGAGAGGCGGGCGAACUUCUUUUAUUUGAGCACUGAAGAGUAUUGGCAUGAUCCAACUUCUUUUAUUUGAGCACUGAAGAGUAUUGGCAUGAUCUAUCCCAGCCUGGAUUUUUUCUCGAGUAAAAGCACAAAGUUUAGCCUUAUGUACCUUGGUCAAAGCAUAUCAACAAUGUAGAAAUCAAAGUAGAUAUUAUGCUUUACAUUCUUCAUCCUCU
Molecule: messenger RNA, 1300 nt
Organism: Ipomoea nil (Japanese morning glory)
Lineage: Eukaryota; Viridiplantae; Streptophyta; Magnoliopsida; Solanales; Convolvulaceae
Product: COP9 signalosome complex subunit 6a-like
Exons: 9
Coding region: 158-1114 (318 amino acids)
Biological process (GO): protein deneddylation
Cellular component (GO): COP9 signalosome
Molecular function (GO): protein binding; metallopeptidase activity
Source: RefSeq, a predicted model, not a curated record